CCCAACCCGAACCGACAUUAUUCAACAGAAAUCAUGGCGGAUAGCCCACAGGCCUCUCCGGCCCCUGAUGCGCACACGCCUCCCCGGCGCAAACGCCGACGACAAACAAAGUCGUGUCAGCAGUGUCGCCAGCGCAAGAUCCGCUGCGACCAGGGCCUGCCCUGCCGCCCCUGUGUUCGUGCCAGGGCCCAGCUUCAGUGCUCCUAUCGCUCUUCCAUCCCUGGUAGUGGGGUCAACACUGCACCCGCCUCCGAGCCCAGGACAGGCCGACCUCUGACUGUUGCCUCGCCCACACCGUCUCUAGACCGAACAUCCAAUCCGUUGCCCAAUCCGCGCUUAUUGCCGCCAAUUGCGGAUCAACCUCCCCAGCACAGGGCGGAAGCUACCGUGAGGACUCAGGGGCGCGACCAUCUUUCCAUCCCUGGUUCUGCCGAUCACGAGGAGAUAAUUCGGGAGCUUCGACAACGCGUGCACCGGCUCGAGACCCAGCUGGCAGAGAAACCCGACCAGGCGACAGGCCAUACGAACACCUCGUCGGGUUCAUUCAUCCCAGCCACGUUUCCGCGUCUUCGUAAUGCAGCAGACAAGACGAAACUCUUUGGAAAAAGCCACUGGCUCCAUACUGCGGAGAAGUUUCAAACCCUCGGCAAAUUUGAUGCCGUAGAGCUGGAGCCGUCCUUCAAUCAUGCCUUCGAUGAUGUCCAGGCCGAGCUGAACAGCAUUGUGAAGGACACCCGGAGCCUCCGCAGAGCCGUCAAAGCCCAUGACUCGGCCCAGCUGAACAAUCCCGUCCCGGAUUUGCUGAAUACCCUGCCGGCCAAGGCAACCUGCGAUAAACUUGUCCGCUGCUACUUGCAGACGUUCGAGCCCGUCUACCGGGUGGUUCACGUCCCCACUUUCUGGAAAGAGUACAACCAAUUCUGGGAGCAAACUCAGAUCAUGUCAACGUCAUCUCCAUUUGUCAUGAAGCUUGUCCUCGUCCUCGCCAUUGGAACAGUCUUCCUCCCAGAUACGGCCGAUAUAGACCGCGCCACGCUCCAUCGUCUGGCCCAAACAUGGAUCUAUGCUGCUCAGUGGUGGCUGACUGGACCCUCCGAGAAGUCGAUCAUUACCCUAGAUGGACUUCAAGUAUUCUGUUUGCUUAUCAUCGCAAGGCAAGCGACCCAUAACUCACCAGGCGGGUCCGUCUGGCUGUCGACGGGAUCUUUGAUGACCAUGGCCAUGGCCAUGGGACUCCAUCGGAAUCCAAACAUGUUCCUCCCAACGCUAUCGCCAUUCCAGGUGCAGAUGCGAGUGCGUCUGUGGACGACAGUUCUCGAGUUGGCCCUUCAGUCUUGCCUCAACUCUGGCUUGCCGCUCGGCAUCUCAAUUCAUGACUACGACACAGUUGCGCCUUCGAAUUUUGAUGAUCAGGACCUUGACCCCUCAGGCUCUGCCGAGCCGGCGCCGGAUGAUCAGGUCACCGAUUCUUCAGUCCAAAUCUUGCUUGCCAAGUCUUUGCCUUUGCGCCUCAAGGUUGCACAGCUGCUCAAUGACUUUCGAGGGGAGCCGUCCUACGAGACGGCGCUGAAGCUGGGUACGGACUUGAGGGCAGCUUGCCGAGAUGUCGCCAUCUUCUUUCAUUCCGCCAUCCCACAGCCUUUGUCUGACGCUUCCGUUCUAUCGCGGACGGAUUUCCAUCGAAGGUUCCUCGGGGUAUACUUACGGAAGUAUAUCCUUCUCCUGCACCGCCCCUUCAUGCUCCAAGCCAGGAAGGAUCCUCGGUACUACAUGUCUCGCAAGAUUUGUGUCGAGUCUGCCAUGGCCAUUGGAUCUUACUCGAGAGAAGCCAACUCAGGCCUUGCUGCCGGGGUGCUAGAUGACCUCUCACGAUUAUCUAUGGUCGCGGCGGGAUGCUUCAAGGGAGCACUCACCAUGGAUAUCAUCAUGGUCCUCUCACUGGAGGUGAUCACCCAGUUGGAGGAGGAAUCACCUCGAGACUCGGCACCCGACCCCCUGGACGAUAUCCUCAAGGCAAACCGCGCACCCUUGAUUCAGACCCUUGAGCAUAUCGCCGAACAGCUUCUACAGGGUAUCGCGCUCGGCAGCGCCAGCAUGAAACGGUAUAUCUUUGUGUCGGGGUACCUCAGCCAGAUCCGCGCAAUGGAGUCCGGCCGAUGCGUCAAGCAAGCGAUAUACACAUCUCUGAUCGAAAGCAUGAAGAAAUGCCACUCUCUUUUGCAGGAGUACCGGCCUGUGAUGUCCCCGCAAGUAUCAGCGACCCAGCAAUGGCGUCUCUCUUCCCAUUCAAGCUCGGGUCUUCGGAGGCUGAUUCGUCCUGGGAUAUUUCAAACUUUCUGUACUUGCCCGUUUUGGGUGACGAUGGGCAGAACACCUGGCCCACGUAACGACAAUUUCGUGGAAUUCACAAUGUGCAGUUUGGUCUCAGUCGCCUUGGCAAUAUUUCUUGCCUCGACGAGGCUCAUUGACACACACACCCAACACCGUUUAAGAUCUCUACCCGGUUGCUUGGACGGAUUUCCGGUUCUCAUCAAAGCGAACGUCGAAAAUAUCCGACACAUUACAUGCAGCUCCCUACCACCGCUUUCGGCCAGCAAAAUAGUACGUAACAAAGGCUAGGACGAGCACU
This is a messenger RNA of Phialemonium atrogriseum, 2629 nucleotides long. RefSeq lists its product as uncharacterized. NCBI's taxonomy places the organism in Eukaryota, Fungi, Ascomycota, Sordariomycetes, Cephalothecales, Cephalothecaceae. Bases 34 to 2619 code for a protein of 861 amino acids. The transcript is spliced from 4 exons. Gene Ontology annotation, molecular function: zinc ion binding; DNA-binding transcription activator activity, RNA polymerase II-specific; RNA polymerase II cis-regulatory region sequence-specific DNA binding. Gene Ontology annotation, cellular component: nucleus. Gene Ontology annotation, biological process: DNA-templated transcription; regulation of transcription by RNA polymerase II. The record is from RefSeq and is a predicted model, not a curated record.